AUGGCAUUUAAUGUGAUUACAGCCAAUGAUCCGCACACAGACUGGGACCUGCCGCCGCUCAGACUCUACCAGCUGAUCCAGAGUCUGAACCCGGUCAGACUCUACCGGCUGAUCCAGAGUCUGAACCCGCUCAGACUCUACCAGCUGAUCCAGAGUCUGAACCCGGUCAGACUCUACCGGCUGAUCCAGAGUCUGAACCCGCUCAGACUCUACCGGCUGAUCCAGAGUCUGAACCCGCUCAGACUCUACCAGCUGAUCCAGAGUCUGAUCCCGCUCAGACUCUACCAGCUGAUCCAGAGUCUGAACCCGGUCAGACUCUACCGGCUGAUCCAGAGUCUGAACCCGCUCAGACUCUACCAGCUGAUCCAGAGUCUGAUCCCGGUCAGACUCUACCGGCUGAUCCAGACUCUGAUCCCGCUCAGACUCUACCAGCUGAUCCAGAGUCUGAACCCGGUCAGACUCUACCAGCUGAUCCAGAGUCUGAACCCGGUCAGACUCUACCGGCUGAUCCAGAGUCUGAACCCGGUCAGACUCUACCAGCUGAUCCAGAGUCUGAACCCGGUCAGACUCUACCAGCUGAUCCAGAGUCUGAACCCGGUCAGACUCUACCGGCUGAUUCAUAGUCUGAUACUGGUCAGACUCUACCAGCUGAUCCAGGGUCUGAUCCUGGUCAGACUCUACCGGCUGAUCAAGAGUCUGAUCCUGGUCAGACUCUACCGGCUGAUCAAGAGUCUGAUCCAGGUCAGACUCUACCAGCUGAUCAAGGGUCUGAUCCAGGUCAGACUAUUCCAGCUGAUCCAGGUCAGACUCUACCAGCUGAUCAAGGGUCUGUUCCAGCUGAUCCAGGUCAGACUCUACCAGCUGAUCCCGUUCAGAUUCUACCAGCUGAUCCAGCAGAGACCGGCCACGCCCCCAGCAGAGACCGGUCACGCCCCCCAGCAGAGACCGGCCACGCCCCCAGCAGAGACCGGUCACGCCCCCAGCAGAGACCGGUCACGCCCCCAGCAGAGACCGGUCACGCCCCCCAGCAGAGACCGGCCACGCCCCCAGCAGAGACCGGUCACGCCCCCAGCAGAGACCGGCCACGCCCCCCAGCAGAGACCGGCCACGCCCCCAGCAGAGACUGGCCACGCCCCCAGCAGAGACCGACCACGCCCCCCAGCAGAGACCGGCCACGCCCCCAGCAGAGACCGGCCACGCCCCCAGCAGAGACCGGCCACGCCCCCCAGCAGAGACCGGCCACGCCCCCAGCAGAGACCGGUCACGCCCCCCAGCAGAGACCGGCCACGCCCCCCAGCACAACAAACAGAAUCAUGA
Knipowitschia caucasica is the source of this 1317-nucleotide messenger RNA. The record is from the annotation of a GenBank genome assembly. NCBI's taxonomy places the organism in Eukaryota, Metazoa, Chordata, Actinopteri, Gobiiformes, Gobiidae.